AUGCGAAGAAUACUUAAACAAUUAACAGUAGCUGUAGGACCUAUUCUCCUCCAACUCCAGCUGCGAGUCGCUGAGAUUCAAUUUCAGUAUAAAGCAUUAGAGAAUAAAAAAACUAUUUCAAUCAAUUGUCUUAAACGUUUACAAAGUAACAUUAAUGAUCUAAAACAUUUUAUUGAAUUUCAUAAGAUUAAGGCCACGUGGGAUGAAUUAAAAUCUACCACUGAUCAUAUCACUGAGAAACAAUACCUAUUAAUCGUCCGACAACACAUAGCUGCUCAUAAGGAACUUGAGGAUCAUAAAAUCUCAUUUAUUACCCAUUUAGAUAAAUCCUACCUACAGUGUUAUCCAGAUUACGAAACUCAAUCAGGAAAACUACCAUCUUUCGAUAAUUUUUGGUUUUUGUUGAUUAUACCUAAAUAUAAUACUAUAUCAUACACUACCUUUACUGUAGCAUAUUUUAUAAGGGCCCAAGAAAGUGAGGCUAGCUUUUUGGAAAGAGAUCACUUAUUGAAAUAUUUGUUGAGAAAAAUUGUUAUUACAAUUAGAUAUAGGGACAACAUACUAAAGGAAUUCUUUGAUAGCAUCGCUGAUAAAUUAUAUCAAAUUUGGGUAAAAACAAAACAGUUUCAGUCAUGGAAAAUUGAAAGUCACCUUUUCAGGGAAGCAAUGAAAGUUCCCAGGGAUGACACUGCCAGUAGCAAUGGAAUAUCUUUCUUUGACAAUACAAAUGAACUAAAGAGAGGAGGAACCCCAAGUAGAAUACGUCGAAGAGUUACAUUUAAUACAAGAAAUGAUAGGAGAUCUCCAUCCUCUAUUAGGGUAGAAAAUGUUCAACAAUUAGUAGCCUCAACAUUAUCCAGUAAUCAAUCAUCAAGGCUAUCAAAUUUAAGGGUAACAACUCCAUCAGUAGGAAAUACAAAUAGUGGAUCAUCAUUGGAAAAUCCCUACAAUUUUUCUCAAGCAACUCAAUAUAGUCGUAUGUUUAAUCCCUUGGCAUCACUUGAUCCUCUCCGAAAUAGUAAUUUUUCUACAACCUCUAGUUUUACAACUGCAAAUUGGCAACCAGUAAAUAACCGUUGGCUUGAAAGUAACUCAAAUAACAGAGGAAAUAACACAAUGGGAUAUCAAAAUGUAACUACUAAAAGAACCCCACAGUCAACAACAUCAGUACCUAGCAGUCAACUGUCAAAUAAUAUAAACACCUCUCAGCCAAUACUUACAUCUCAACCAGCUAUAGUACCAGUAGGAGGAAACAAUGACAAUGUUUACCUUUAA
Funneliformis caledonium is the source of this 1275-nucleotide messenger RNA. The record is from the annotation of a GenBank genome assembly. Lineage: Eukaryota; Fungi; Glomeromycota; Glomeromycetes; Glomerales; Glomeraceae.